Molecule: messenger RNA, 1050 nt
Organism: Acanthosepion pharaonis
Lineage: Eukaryota; Metazoa; Mollusca; Cephalopoda; Sepiida; Sepiidae
Source: the annotation of a GenBank genome assembly
AUGUAUCUAUCUAUCUAUCUAUCUAUCUAUCUAUCUAUCUAUCUGUCUAUCUUUCAAAAUGUGUCUAUUAACUAUCUAUCUAUCUAUCACAAUAUGUCUAUGUUUGUCUAUCUAUCUAUCUAUCUAUCUAUCUAUCUAUCUAUCACAAUAUGUUCAUAUCUACCUUUGACAACAUGUCCAUUAUCUAUCUAUCUAUCACAAUAUGUCCAUGUCUAUCUAUCUAUACAUCACAAUAUAUUCAUAUCUAUCUUUCACAGUAUGUUCAUAUCUAUCACAGUCAAUUCAUAUCUAUCUGUCUAUCUAUCUAUCUAUCUAUCUAUCUAUCUAUCUAUCUAUCUAUCUAUCUAUCUAUUACAAUUAUGUUCAUAUCUAUCUAUCUUUCACAAUAUGUUCAUUAUCUAUCUAUCUAUCCAUCUAUCUAUCUAUCUGUCUGUCUGUCUCUCUGUUAUAUACCGUUACAACACUAUCUAUCUAUCUAUCUAUCUAUCUAUCUAUCUAUCUAUCUAUCUAUCUAUCUAUCUAUCUAUCUAUCUAUCUAUCUAUCCCAACUUCUUCAUAUCUAUGUAUCUAUCUAUCUCAAGUGCUCCCCACCUCCCCACCGAAGCAAGUGCUCCCCACCUCCCCACCGAAGCAAGUGCUCCCCACCUCCCCACCGAAGCAAGUGCUCCCCACCUCCCCACCGAAGCAAGUGCUCCCCACCUCUUUAUAGUCGCUAGCGACAACGAGGAAUUUCUUGGUCAAUUACGAAUCAGUCCUGCGACACCCCGAGUUCUCACGAGAAAUGGCCAUUUGUAUUCGUGUACCCGGCUGCCACCCGAAUCCCAGAUAUUUUUUUUUAGAAAUUUUCUUUUUUCCCGAUUUUCUUUAUCUUUGAGCGAGUCAAUUUGGACUAAUAAUUUUUUUUUCUUUUUUUUUUUGCAUAUCACCGCCAUAUUUUCAUCUAUCGCAAUUUCUCUAUGUCUGUUCUUUAUCUAUAUUGUCUUUGAAUCUCUCUCUCUCUCUCUCUCUCUCUCUCUCUCUCUCUCUCUCUCUCUCUCUCUCUCUCUCUAA